GGCUUUAUGGGCAAGCCUCAGUGCGCAUGCGCACGGUAGGGGCGAGCGGCCUGCCUGGGCGGUUCGCGGAGAAGGUGGCGCGCAGUUGUUUUUAUGCCCGCUGCAAUGUCUCGGAGGGGAGGAAGCAGGUUCGCAAAUUCCAGGGCAGGAUUUCAGCCUCCAGUGAAAGAGGUGCCUGUACCUGCCGGUUUAAUUAAAGCGGCAAGGAAGAGUGGACAGUUGAACCUUUCCAACAGAGACUUAAGUGAGGUACCCCAGAGUGUAUGGCGGAUAAAUGUGGACCCACCAGAGGAUUGUCAUUUGAAUGUGUCGUUUAAUGCAAGUGAACGGUGGUGGGAUCAGACAGACUUAACUAAACUUAUCUUGGCUUCCAACAAACUGGAGUGCUUAUCAGAAGAGAUUCAGCUCCUACCAGCCCUCACAGUACUUGAUGUCCAUGACAAUCAGCUGACUUCCCUUCCUUGUGCAAUUGGCCAGUUGCUGAAUCUCCAGAAGCUCAAUGUCAGCCACAAUAAACUAAAAGAAUUGCCAGAUGAACUUUGUAAUUUAAGGACCUUGAAAAAUCUGCAACUACAACAUAACGAAUUGGAAAGGAUUCCAGAUGGUAUUGGUCACCUUGUUCAUUUGGAAGACCUGGAUAUGUCCAGUAACAGACUUUCAACAAUUCCAAGCACACUUGGCGAGCUGGCAGAUCUACAGCGAUUCAAUCUGGCUGGUAACAAACUUAAGAGCAUACCCUCAGACAUCAGCAAAAUGAGAAGCUUAAAGUUUCUGGAUGCAACUCGUAAUGAACUGGAAUGUGUCCCUCCGGAGUUAGCAGGCAUGGUUUCAUUAGAACAGCUUUAUUUGAGGCAUAACAGGCUUCGCCAUCUACCAGAGUUUCCAUCCUGUAAAUAUCUGAAGGAACUGCAUGUUGGAAAUAACCAGAUUGAGUAUUUGGGGCCAGACCACCUGAAACCUUUAAGUGCCAUCAGUGUAUUGGAGCUCCGUGACAAUAAACUGAAAUCUCUGCCAGAUGAAAUUCUUCUGCUUCAAGGCCUAGAACGACUGGACCUCACAAAUAAUGACAUUAGCAGCUUGCCAUAUAAACUAGGAAAUCUUCCAAAGUUGAAAUCUCUGUUGCUGGAGGGCAAUCCACUGCGUUCUAUUCGCAGAGACAUUAUUAAUAGAGGAACACAAGAGCUUCUCAAGUACUUAAGGAGUAGAAUAGAAGAGCAACCAGCUAGCCAAGGUGACAGUGGUCCAGGAACAGCUAUGACAUUUCCAAGCGAGUCUAAGGGCAGUGUGUACAGCCUGGGAACACAUAAGGUUUUAGAAUACAGUAACAAGAAAGCCACUGUUGUUCCAGAUGAAGUGUUUGAUGCCUCUGAUGGAGCUCCUGUUGUUAGUGUGAACUUGAGUAAGAAUUUGUUGACUGGAGUCCCUUCUAGGAUUGCAGAGCUUAAAGCCACAGUGACUGAUGUAAAUCUUGGUUUCAACAAGCUUGAUUCUAUUUCCUUGGAGCUUUGCACACUGGAGCACUUGACACAUCUGGAUCUUAGAAACAACCUUUUGACUUCACUGCCUGUGGAAAUGAAAAGACUACAACGAUUACAAACAGUAAUCCUCUCAUUUAACAGGUUUAAAGAGUUCCCUGAUGCCUUAUACCAUAUUCCACUACUGGAAACUAUUCUCAUGAGUAACAAUCAGGUUGGGGCAAUUGAUUCUAUCCAGCUGAUGCAACUUGACAAACUAUCUACACUGGAUAUGCAGAACAAUGACCUGAUGCAUGUCCCACCAGAGCUGGGGAGAUGCAUAAACCUAAAAACUCUCUUACUUGAAGGAAACCCAUUUCGUAAUCCAAGGCCAGCUAUUUUAGCCAGAGGAACAACUGCAGUCCUGGAAUAUCUUAGGAGCCGCAUUCCUACAUAAAUCUGUGCCUUAGAGAAUGAGAUUUCUCUCAUGGUGUUACAGUUGUUUAAUAGUUUAAUGUGAAUAAGGUAUUGUGGGUUCUGGUGAGAAAGUUGGCUUAUUCUAUUAGCUUAGUUUUUUUUGAUUACUUUUGUUUAUAUCAUUCUAAAGUUGUCUGCUAUAGUUUGAUUUCAGUGCAGGCUGAAUACAUUGAAUGGGAUUUAUUUGAAUAAGUUUUGAUAUACUCUGCCUGUUUUGGAUGCUUCUGAUUACUUUAUCAAUUCAGUCUAUAUACAUGCGUUGGGUGGGUAUUCUUUGAAAUGUGUUGAAGCUUAUUUGGCUUGGAUAACUUUUUAUGUUUUUGUAUAAAAGGAGAAAGCAUUAGGACAGAUUUGGCUAUUCAGAGAUAACAACCUUCUCAUCACUCAGGUCCUCUGCUCAUCCUUCUCACCCACCCUUGUCCCCUCCUCUUUCAUCAUCCUCCCACAUUUCUCCUCUCUUCCAUUCUCUGCCCUUUCCACACCCUCUCUCUGCAAAGCAGUAAGACUAUUUCAUAUGCUAUUCACAGCUACAAUAUACAUUUCUGAUGCCUUGCUUUCCAAUUAAGGGCUGCUUAAUUUAUGACAAUAAAUUUGCACAUUUUUGAAUAAGAAUUAUUUCUAGCUUUUGGAUGGUUGUGAAAUUCAUCAACUGAGUUAACUACUCUCCAUUGAUGAAGUUGAUCAGACUAAUAUGAAAGUGCUGUUGAAAUUAUGGUCCUGCUCGGCAGUGAGAUAUAGCAAUAACCAGCUGUUUUCGGCUUGAAGUUUGAAACUCCUGUAUUGAACAUGUCAGCUAUAAAGAAAGAAUUUUGAAACCCUUAAUUAUGGGGAAAAAAAUCCCAAAAUGAUAAUAUGGCCAAAUAUAUUCUGUGACCUGCCAAAUUUGCUCAAACAUUUUAGCAAAAUGAAAUUAUACCUGUUGCUUGAUUCAUCAUCUUACAGAUAAAUUCCAAUCCAUUUAAUAUGGUUUAAUAGAAAUUUAUAAACUUCCAAUGUUGUCUUUGGAAUGACUGUUUAUCUUUUUGCAUAAUUGUAAUUUUGUGUGUAGAUUUUGAAGUUUAAUUCAGUGCUUUCAAGUUAUUUAAAAUAGGAUUUGUUCUAGAACAAUACUUUCUAGCAAUGCUUAGUGUUGAAUUUUACAUGCAUUAAUUAGGUUAUAAAUAAACCAUAUUAAUGAUUCUUAUUUCAAUGCUGAUUUUGUGGCCGUUUAUACUUUCAAGGAUUUAACCACAGAACAAUCAGUUAUUUCAGGACAUCAAAUAAUAUUCAAUGUUGAGUUGUACUGAUUGUUUGGGUAAAUGCAUUACGUGGUGUGGUACUGAGUCAUGCAAAUCAGAAUGAACUGAUCUUUAGAAAAAAAACCUACACAGGAAACUAUAUUUAAUAUGUGUAGUAUUCCAAUACUUGCCUGUCUGAGGGUUAAUAAGCCCAGACUGAAUCUCAGGAUUAAACGUAGAAUUUUCAUGCUUUGCGGUGCUUGGUACCACAUUAAUGGAGUGCAUUUAUUGAUAACUACAGGAGAAGGCAUCUCAAAAAAAAAUCAUUGGUUGUUUGGUUUAUUUGGAUCAAUAUCCCAUCGACUCCCACCCUUACCCAAGUCUGAAAUAGAAUCUUGUUCUUAUGAAAGCUAUAGAUCGUGUUUGACAGUGAACAAAAAUCACGAUUACCUGCUCCAGAAAUGCAAAUCAUUAGCACAGUUUUAUAUUUUGACAAUAGCAUUAGUACAUUAAGAAUUCAUUAAUUCAACCUAAAAAUUGGGAUUUAAAAAAACAGACUAUGAAAUUCGAUAAUGAAAUUUAUGCAAUACAGCAUUGACAUGAUAAAUCCAUUCAGCAAAGAGAUUAUUUACAAAUGUGUGACAAUUUAAAUUAACAUCUGUUCAUUAAAGAGACUUCAUACAUUAUUCACUUUUUUUAAUACAGAAAAAAUCCCAGAAUUUCAAAGCCCAAAAAUAGCUCUGCUAUACUUUGCACCCAAAUUGGAAAUGAGUAGCUUAGUUCCUUUUAAUCUCUGGUAAAAUUUCUCCAAGUAUGUACAUACAGAAUAUGUAAAAUGCAUUUUGAACACAGAUAUACACUGUACCAGUAAAAUUGUCAAUUCCUAAAUAAAAUUGGAAGGAUUAAACUUGCAUGUGCAUUUGAACAAACAAGUUUUGUCAACUUCACUAUAGUGUGUGAAAUUAAAAACUGUAAAAUCCUGUAAAGUUUUUUUUUGUCUUUUGUUGCACAUAAAGCAGCUUUCAAGUCGAGUAAAAUAUUUUUGACUGCAGAAGCAGAUGUUUACAUUCACAAUCUAAAUGAUAAGUUAUUUAAAUGCCAUUUGUUGACAGUUAUUUACAAAAUACUGCAGUUAGACUAAAUUUUACCAUACUUCUUUCUCAUUUAUGAAUUAUGACAUAGAAAAGUGACUGUUUUCUUUUACAUCAACAAAGCUGCAUUUACAUAAGGGUUCAUUUUUACAAUGCAACCUGCUCUGUAAUAUCUAAACCAGUGUGGCCUGAGGAUAGUUUCCCUUCUGUCUCUUGCACUAUGGAAACCUCAUCCAUGCACAAUCCAGUUACAGAAUGUUCACUAAAAUAGGAUUCCUUCCCUUCACUUUUACUUUCCAACAAGAAUGUUGUAUUGCAGACUGUUUUAUCCCAGGUUCCAAACAGCAAGGGAAAAUACUUCUACAAAUAGGUUUGGUUUAAACUUUCCUCUUCUAUUUUUCAAUGAUUUAAAUUUGGAGCUCAUUAUGUGGAGAGCGCACCAUGCUCUGUUGUUGGAAACAUUUUUCAAAAUAGCCUCCAAGAAAAGUUGGAAGUGUGACUUUCAGUUAAGUUGAUUAAAAACUGCAUUAUUAGAUAGCUGGAAAGAACUUUUAAUGGAGCCAACAGGGGUAUAUAGAAUAACAAAAGAUACAAUUAGUCCAUCAGAGCCUGAACAAAAAAAAUUAAACUUCUGUUACAGCACAUUUUGAAAACCGAAAAAGAUAGAUUGAAAUAAUUAAUUUUAACUAUUCUUAAGAAUUUUGGGGAAAUUUGAGUGCAUUUUAGCUGGAUGUGGUGAAUUCCCUCCCCCACAUCUUUAGUGGAGGUGAAAAAAUUGGAAAACAGUAAAACAACAAAUUGAAGAUAUUGGAUUUAAUUAGUAAGUAAGUGCACACUAGAGUUGAUAGUGAAGAGUAAAGCUUUGAAUUGUAGGAACAUGGUCUGGUUAGUUGGCAGAAAGUGACAUGGAAUUCAAUUGAGACAUGCCAUGCAAGGUUAUACUUUUGAGGAGGUGCAACAAAAUGAGAAAAUAUACAAUAAAUAGGAGGAUCUGGAAUCUCUGAGUAGAUGUGCAUGGAUCCUUAAAGGCGACAUACAGUUCAAUGAAGUAAUUAAAAAGGCAUAAAUGAUGUAAAUUAUCUGCGGCUAAGAAUACAAGAUACAACACCAGUUAAGUACAGCUUAAGUAGUAUGUGCAGUUCUGGUCAUCACAUUGCAGCUGUGCCUGUGCAAUCACAUCUUUCCUGUAGAAGGGAUUUACUAGAUUGUUGCCAGGACUGGAAAAUUGUAGUUAUGAGGAAAGAGUGGAUAAGCUGGUACAACAGAAGAGGCAGAACUGAAAUGUAUUUAAGUAGGAGGGGGCCUAAAAUAGAUGAGGAGAAUGUAUUCCCUUAGCAGAGGGGUCAAACACCAAAGAGCAUAGAGUUAAUGUGAUUGGUAGAAAAGACACAAGUAGCAAAAUGUCUCCACCCAGAGGGUGAAGGCAGGCUGAAACUGCCUGCAUGGAUGAAAUAGGCAGAAACCUUCAACAAAUUUAAAUAGCACUUAAAAAUGUUCUUGUACAGCCAUUACCUGCAUGGCAACAAAAUAAUUGCUGGAGAGUUUUUUUUGUUCGACCAGCAUCUGAUGGGCUGAACAGUUUCUUGUGCCCUAGAUUUUCUCUGAUUCAUUGACUGAGAAAAUACAAUACAGAAUAUUCACUUCACCAUAGUGAAAGUGGAAUUCUGAAGCUUCAUAUAUAAAGGCAAUAUUGCACAUCAGGUUUGGUAAUGUGAAAAACUACUACUGAAUUUUGUUCCUAUAUGCA
Molecule: messenger RNA, 5986 nt
Organism: Pristis pectinata (smalltooth sawfish)
Lineage: Eukaryota; Metazoa; Chordata; Chondrichthyes; Rhinopristiformes; Pristidae
Gene: lrrc40
Product: leucine rich repeat containing 40
Exons: 15
Coding region: 94-1911 (605 amino acids)
Molecular function (GO): protein binding
Source: RefSeq, a predicted model, not a curated record